Messenger RNA from Ylistrum balloti, 5227 nucleotides. RefSeq names its product heparan-alpha-glucosaminide N-acetyltransferase-like. Lineage: Eukaryota; Metazoa; Mollusca; Bivalvia; Pectinida; Pectinidae. Bases 84 to 1850 code for a protein of 588 amino acids. The record is from RefSeq and is a predicted model, not a curated record. The transcript is spliced from 18 exons.
UGUUGCUGACUGGGUUAUCGGUGAUACUAGCAAAGCCAGAGGAGGAAUUGUUGUGUAACCCAUCCAAUAUUCCCCCAGACAAGAUGGAUAGGGCCAAAUUAACAAUUAUCUCUAAGGUUCCAAAUGAUACCAUCUUAUGGACACAAACUACAGAAUGCCAUGGGUGCAAGUUAAGGAAAACUGUUGCAAUUGAAAGGAACAACAACUGUACCGUGAGUCUUGAUACAAGAUGGAAAAUGCAGUACCAGAUAACUUAUGACUUCAACAAAACUCAUCCUUCACAAGUCGGUAGCUGCCCGAAAGUGACAUUAAAAUUGGAUGAAUAUGGUGUCUAUUACAUCUACAUCCAAAAAAAUCCUCAUAACAGUUCCAACAUCAAAUGUGAUACUGCUUUACAGAUGAACAUGCCAGCCGAUAGUAACAUUCCUAUAUACGUGGCCAUUGGAAUCUUUGUGGGUGUGGCCUUGCUUUGGGUUUUUGCAAUCAAUUGUCACAGACGACACUGGUGGAACCGAGUGUUACUAAGUGCCGGAGCAGAGCGUUUGAUAGAUCCGCCUCCUAAUGAAUCUAAGGAACAGGGAGAACUUAUCAAGGAAAAGCAAACAGGAGAGAGGGGGAGAGCUGUAAGGCGGCGUGCUGGACGCUCUAGGGAGUCCCAGACUAAGGGGAGGCAUGCCUAUGCUUCACAGGACCUUGGCAGCAUGCACAAUAUGAACACCAAUAUCAAUCCAGUUGACAAUGAGGAAAACAGACCUAAAAAAGAGCGUCUGAAAUCCUUGGAUACUUUCAGAGGAAUAAGCAUUGUGAUAAUGAUAUUUGUAAACUACAAGGGUGGGGGUUAUUGGUUUUUCCACCAUGCCCGCUGGAAUGGGCUCACAGUUGCAGAUUUGGUGUUUCCGUGGUUUGUUUUCAUCAUGGGAACCUCUAUGGCCUUUUCAUACAGUUCCCUCUUACAGAAAUGUGUCCCUAAAUGGAAAAUAUUUCUGAAGAUUCUGAAGAGAUCUUGUAUUCUGUUUGUUUUGGGUUUAAUUGUCAACACAGCGGGUGGACAUUCACCUGUGUCCUUGCCACAUCUGAGAAUACCAGGCGUACUACAGAGGUUUGCACUCACAUAUCUCAUCACAGCCUCUGUUCACUUAUUGUUUAUCCGAGAGGCUGACAUCCACAUGCAUUCAUACUGGAGCAGAGCAAGAGACAUACUUUACUACUGGCCUGAGUGGAUAUUUAACUUCCUCUUUGUUGCCCUUCACUGCGGCCUUACCUUCGGGAUGGAGGUACCACACUGUCCGAAUUACCUGUAUAAACCCUUGAUUGGUAUGAUAGACUGUGAAAUUUACAACACGAAAACUCCGUAUGAUCCUGAAGGGAUUCUGGGAACAAUUACCUCAUGUUUUAUGUGUUUCCUUGGAUUACAGGCAGGGAAAAUCCUUUUGUAUUUCAAAGAUGUAAGAGGUCGUGUUGUGCGUUUCCUGUCUUGGGGGUUUGUACUAUGCCUGAUUGCUGCCAUUUUGUGUAAAUUUAGCAAAGACGAUGGUUGGAUCCCUAUCAAUAAAAAUCUCUGGUCUCUGUCCUUCGUGCUCUGCCUUGCUGGGAUGGCCUUCAUAAUCUUGACAGUGUGUUAUCUCACAAUAGAUGUGUGGAAAAUAUGGAAUGGAGCACCAUUUUACUAUCCAGGAAUGAACUCCAUUCUUGUGUACAUGGGCCAUGAGGUGCUACACAAUGCCUUCCCUGUAAAGUGGGCGGUGCCCCAAACACAUGCAUCACUCCUGCCUCUUAACCUCUGGGGCACAUUCUUCUGGGUUUUUGUUGCCAUAUUCCUCUUCUGUAGAAAGGUCUUCAUAGCUAUCUAAUCCGAACUGCAGGAGGAGCCACCUCAGGUAGCCCAACCAAUCAUGAUUUGUCGGGGAAAGGGAUUUCUUCGGUGUAACAGUUUUAUGUGAUUCACCAAUCAAAGUGCAAAUUCCAAAAAGAGUGUGGACUUAAUGUGAUAAACUGAAUUCUUUGUGAUGUGAUUUGAUAAUCAAAAAUGCAAUUAGAUUUUGAAGAACAUUUCCAUGGUUUGCAUUUGGAGAUGCUAGUGAAAUUAUUUGAUUUUAAAAAAAUCUGUGGAACAUUGAUGCAUUUUUAACCUGUUGAUAUAUGCAAGAAAUAUGAAACUGUGGGUGAAAUGACUUUUAUUAUAAAUACAAAGUUAACUGUUAUGAUGACCAUAUUAGGAAGAUGUUCAGCUUUACAAUUAGUUUUUACAGUUACUUUCUGAUUAUUUCACAUUUUCUAAGUAUGCUGCAAAAUGUAAUGCUAUUUUAAUAUCUGUGCCACAGAAACUUUGCACACAUUUCAUUGUUGAUAGACAUUAUAUAUUUUUUGAGUAGUGUAUAUGUGAUUUAUAAGCCUGUAUCUUACCAGUUUAUCAGCUGUCAUUUGACCCUCAACACACUUUGUAGUUUUUGUUUUAAUGGCUUCCUGAGUAAUCAGUAUGAAUCUGUUUUUGAACUUCAUUGCAAAAGAGAUUGAUUUGAAUUGUUGACAAGGCACAUGCCUAUUAAUUUAUGUUGUUGUUUGUUUUCUUUUGACUUUGUUUUCUAUAAACUUUAUUGUUUAGUACAAGGUUAUUAUAGUACAUGUUGAUUUUUUUUUUUUAAAUUGUUGAAGACACCCAUGAAACAUGUUAGAGGGGAGACAACUCCCACAAUAUGGUGUCCCUAGUAUUCCAUGGUGUGCAGCUGAUGUGUCUCUGAUACAAGGAUGUCAUACAAACUAUAAUAAUGUUACCAUGGAAACAGAAAUGACCAAUUAGUUAGAAAGUAUGUUUUCUGAUUGUGGUGAGUGUAUUGUGGAUACAUUGGAAUGGAUGAGAUAGCUUAGCUUGUACAUGUUAUUUUGUGCCAAACUUACAGCAUCAUUUACUAACUUGUGCCAGAGAAAGAAAUGUAAAGUUAUAGAGUUUGUAUAUAAAUGUAUCCUCAUUGGAAAAUGUCCAUAGCAUUGUAUGCAAACUUACACCUGAUGUAAAUUAUACUGAUAAAUUUUGUACUACACUUUGAAGUAUAACCUCUUUAUAGUAGAUAAAAAAAUUGUAUGUGAUGAAAAUGUUUGAUUAGUGUGAAUAAAAUGAAGACAUGGAUACAUUAUAAGGUUGUUGUGGAAGUUAGUAGUAUUGUUAGGUCAUUAUAGAUCUGAGACAAACAUUAUUUAUUAUAAACUGGUGCAACAUAUCACAAUGAUUUGCACAGUGAUGCUUCUUUUACACCGGAAAAGAAACACUGUACCAAUUUUGGUUAUAAAUCCAAGGAGGUUCUGAUUUUAAAAAUGACUUACCCGCCAGGUAGCUGAAGGACAAUGUCAUGGGGUCCAAAUAAUGGAUAUAUAUGUUCCACCAAAUUUUUCAAACUGCUUUCCACAUUUCAUCCACAUGUUAUCAGUAGAAGUUUGAGCCCCAAGUGGAUCAAAAGUUAUGCCAGUAGAGAGGGUAACACUGUCCACAUUGAAGUGUAAGUUUGCUGAAGAUGACAUUAUCUCCCACAAUGUAAUUAAAAGUAGGAGCCUGUUUAAUGCAUUGUGAUAAAACUACACAAACAAGGAGCUGAGAAGUUGGUACAAAAAAUACAAUUUACUGAGAGUCAAGAGGAGUCAAGAAUCUGUAUAAGGAUAUCUGUUAUGUUUAAACUGGGAUCCAAAAAUAGAUAUACCAACAUGAGUUUGGCUGUACCAUGUUUAGCACUUGGUUUUUAACAUUUGUAUUGUUAAAUAAAACACUUGCGUUAGAUAAUAAAAUUUAGCCAAUCCUCUAGUUCAUUGCAAAUUUAGAUAUUAAAGUGAAUGAUGUAGGUCCAACUGUAUAGGUAUGUAUGGGAUUUAUGUGAUAGAGAUCGAUGACGAGGAAAUAAGUGUAGAUGUUAUGUUAUUUACUGAUUUUUCAUCCUGGUAAUAUCUAUUGUCAACUAUAGACUGUAAACAUGGUUUUUUGAUAUUUCUUGUUCUAUGAUAAAGUACAUUUCUAUUGUAUAUCAUUUAUUGUGACUAGUAUCAUAACAAAAUGGCACAAACAUUUACACCAACAUUUACACAAACAUUUACACUAACAUUUACACUAACAUUUACACUCACAUUUACACUAAUACAUUUACACUGACAUUUACACCAACAUUUACAACAACAUUUACACCAACAUUUACAACAACAUUUACACUAACAUUUACACUCACAUUUACACUAAUACAUUUACACUGACAUUUACACCAACAUUUACAACAACAUUUACACCAACAUUUACAACAACAUUUACACUAACAUUUACACUAACAUUUACACUCACAUUUACACUCACAUUUACACUAACAUUUACACCAACCUUUACACCAACCUUUACACAAACAUUUACACCAACAUUUACACUGACAUUUACACCAACAUUUACAACAACAUUUACACUAACAUUUACACUAACAUUUACACUCACAUUUACACUAACAUUUACACCAACAUUUACACCAACAUUUACACUGACAUUUACACCAACAUUUACAACAACAUUUACACCAACAUUUACACCAACAUUUACACCAACCUUUACACCAACAUUUACACCAACAUUUACACCUACAUUUACACUUACAUUUACACUAACAUUUACACCAACCUUUACACCAACCUUUACACAAACAUUUACACAAACAUUUACACUAACAUUUACACUAACAUUUACACUAACAUUUACACUAACUUUUACACCAACAUUCACCAGAGAUACUGUUUAUCAGGAUCGUUCUUUCCAAGAUCUUUUCAUACUUACAAAUAUUUUAUUUUAUAGAUGGAAGUACUGAAUAACCUAAACUGUGUCUAUGUUUCUUCUCAUUACAUAUAUUUAAUGGCUGGCUGUUACUUUACAUUUUCCUUGAAGCCUUACUGACAUGACACAAUGAAUUUUUAGGUCUGUUUAAAACAAUAGAUUUACCGAAGUAUCUGUACUUAUAAAAUUACUUAAAGCCAGAUGAAGAAGUAAGGUUAUAUACAUGCAAGGAUACCACCCAAUCCAACUCAAAGGUAUUUUAGACUACCACAGAUGUAAAUAUGCAUGUGCAAGGAUUUUACGUAGCCACAAUAGAGUUAUGAAGUCAUUCCAUUUUAUUUUGCAUGUUGAAGAUGUACUUGGUGCUAUAUAUUUACAUAUGAUCAUACAACCUAACCUUGAUUUGUAUCACACACAAUAAAUAUUUGUUACAGACUC